AUGGCACUGAGUCGUCGAGCAACUGACGACGACGAUGAAGACGAUGAAUGUGUGACGUGUGUGUCGUUGAACCUAACUCGGGUCACACCCGAGUUAUGCCUUUUCGAUGAAGCUGUUGCGGCUUACGCGAACGAUCCGGAUUACGCGGACAUUAUUGCCUAUCUGCGCGCUCCCAGUGAUGCUGCACUGGGAGCUCUUUCGCGAACGAAGCGUGAUACUAUUCAACGAUCCAGUAUAAAUGGUUAUUUGCUGUUAUGA
Molecule: messenger RNA, 258 nt
Organism: Peronospora matthiolae
Lineage: Eukaryota; Oomycota; Peronosporomycetes; Peronosporales; Peronosporaceae
Source: the annotation of a GenBank genome assembly